CAGCUCCCUGAAUAGAUAAAAAGCUAAAUUUUUGCUCUCACUGUCAGAGGGGCUCAGCUUCACUCAUUACUAGGAACUCUUCCUUGGAAACAUCCCAACCAAGACAACCUCUCUGCUGUCCAAUAUGUCUCGUCAAUCUUAUGCCAGAAGCAUUGGAGGAGGCAGCAAGGGCUUCAGCUCCAGCUCUGCUUGCUUUGGAGGUGGAAACAGAGUCAGCUUCAACACCGCUUCCACAACCCGUGGAUGUUCUAUCCGUGGCGGCAGCGGAGGUGGCGGUUUUGGCAGCAGGAGCCUGUAUAAUCUAGGGGGGAACAAAAGAAUCUCUAUUGGUGGAUUUGGUGGUGGUGCUUGUGGCCGAGGAGGUGGAGGUUAUGGAGUUGGUGGUGGCUUUGGUGGAGGAUUUGGCGGUGGUAAUGGCUUUGGUGGAGGGUUUGGUGGUUGCUUUGAUGGCACCGGUGGCCCUGCAUUUCCCGUGUGCCCACCUGGAGGUAUCAAAGAGGUGACCAUCAAUCAGAGCCUCCUGCAACCCCUCAACCUGGAGAUAGACCCCGAAAUCCAAAAAGUGAGGGUUCACGAGAGGGAGCAAAUCAAAACCCUCAACAACAAAUUUGCCUCCUUUAUUGACAAGGUCCGUUUUCUAGAACAGCAGAAUAAAGUUCUGGAGACAAAAUGGAAACUCUUGCAAGAACAGGGUCACGGGACUGGUGUUGGUCACAGGAACCUUGAUCAGAUUUUUGAAGCUUAUAUCAACAACCUGAGGAAACAACAUGACUGUCUUCUGGGUGAGAGGAGAGGUCUGGAUUCAGAACUUAAGAACUUCCAGGACCUUGUGGAGGAUUAUAAGAACAAAUAUGAAGAAGAAAUUAAUGGGCGUACAACAGCAGAGAAUGAUUUUGUGCUCUUGAAAAAGGAUGUGGAUGUUGCUUAUAUGAACAAAGUGGAACUGCAGGCCAAACUGGAUGCUUUGGAAGAUGAAAUCAACUUCAUAAGAUGUCUGUAUGAAGCAGAACUCAGCCAGGUACAGCAGACCGUUUCCGACACCUCUGUUGUCCUUCAAAUGGACAACAACCGAAGCCUGGACUUGAACAGCAUCAUAGCCGAAGUCAAAACUCAGUAUGAAGAGAUUGCUCAGAAGAGCCGAUUAGAAGCAGAGUCUUGGUACCAAACCAAGUAUGAAGAGCUCCAGAUGAAUGCUGGGAAACAUGGUGACAGUCUGCGAGACACCAAGGCUGAGAUCUCUGAGCUCAACCGGACAAUUCAGAGGCUACGAGCUGAAAUCGAAAAUGUGAAGAAGCAGUGUGAAAAGCUGCAGACCUCCAUUACAGAAGCAGAAGAACGUGGUGAGCUGGCCAUCAAGGAUGCCAGGGACAAACUGGCCGAAAUGGAAGUAGCUCUGCAGAAGGCCAAGGAAGAGAUGACUCGUCUGUUGAAAGAAUACCAAGAACUGAUGAGCUGCAAGAUAUCCCUUGAUAUUGAGAUUGCCACCUACAGGAAACUGCUGGAAGGAGAGGAGAGCAGGAUGUCUGGAGAAUGCCAGAAUGCCGUGAGCAUCUCUGUUGUUGGUUCUAACGUUUCUACUGGUGGCUAUGGAGGCGGUUACGGAGGCGGCUAUGGAGGAGGAUGCUACGGGGGAUCUGGAGGCUUCAGCUCCAGCAGUGGAAGAGGCAUGUGCAGCAUAGGAGGAGGAGGAGGAGGAGUUUGCUCCCCAGGGGGAGGAUAUGUUUCUGGCGGUGGCACCAUUGUGAAGAAAACCACAACGUCAUCCACCACCCUCAGGUCUUCAAGCAAGUAACUGUAAGAAAUGGAAGCAAUCGCAAUAUAGCUCCUGGAUAGAAGAUGCAUUUUCUGCCAUCUGAUGCAGUGAUCCAAGUCACUCCUCCUGCUCUUCUUGGCACUUUUCAGAGAAAUGAUCUUCAUUUCUUAUGAGCACUGUGCUGAUUCUCCCAAAAUAACCUGUUGGCCUUGCAUUCUUUGUCUUUCAGUCAUUGUUGAUGCAUUUCAUGCCCUCAUGUACAGAUCAGGUCCCCAUUUGCGUUUGCACCCAUGGACAAUACUGUAUUCAGUUAACAGAUGUUGAACUGACUAAAGCUGCAUUUGCAUGAUCAAAAGCAAACAGCUGUGGGUAGUUCUACAGGGUGUUAUUUAGGACACUGUGCUGUCCUCCUGAACCAUUCUCACUUUGGGUACUUCCCAUGGGGCCACUAGGAGGAUCAUGCUUAUCCCAGAUUUAUCAAAUAAAGAGAUUGUUCUUCUCCCUAUGGUGAUUUGAGCUUUUCUGGGAAAGGAUGACUCUUAGAAGGACCAUGUGAAGAAACAGUUCUAGGAGUAGGGGCAUACAAUUCUCUUCACACUUAAACUGUAUUUCAUUUGCUGUUUGGUUCACAUUGUAAACGCCUUGGUCACUGAGACCAACAAUAACUCCCUGCGAACAUGGCCUUUUGCAUGCAAAUAAGUAUCCUACCUGGUACUCUUCUCCAACUACCAGUUUGCAGUUUUUCUGACCAGCAAUGGCUUUUCAAAGAAUAUGUAAGAUACCUGCAGUCCAAAUCUCACCUGUCGAAAUCAGCAGGACUGGCAAGUGCUUAAAUGUGGCUGGGUUGUGUUCCAAGCGUCCUCUUUUUGGAAUGACCUUUUCCUUGCUAAUGUUACUUUUGGUGGGGAUUUCUUUUCUCUGGUGUAUGACAAAGUGCGUCUCAUUAAACUCUAUGUG
This is a messenger RNA of Gekko japonicus, 2710 nucleotides long. Its product is annotated as keratin, type II cytoskeletal 4-like. The record is from RefSeq and is a predicted model, not a curated record. Bases 125 to 1792 code for a protein of 555 amino acids. The transcript has 9 exons. NCBI's taxonomy places the organism in Eukaryota, Metazoa, Chordata, Lepidosauria, Squamata, Gekkonidae. Gene Ontology annotation, cellular component: keratin filament. Gene Ontology annotation, biological process: keratinization; intermediate filament organization. Gene Ontology annotation, molecular function: structural constituent of skin epidermis.